Molecule: messenger RNA, 1578 nt
Organism: Bipolaris zeicola 26-R-13
Lineage: Eukaryota; Fungi; Ascomycota; Dothideomycetes; Pleosporales; Pleosporaceae
Exons: 3
Coding region: 1-1578 (525 amino acids)
Biological process (GO): rRNA processing; negative regulation of transcription by RNA polymerase II
Cellular component (GO): nucleolus
Molecular function (GO): DNA binding
Source: RefSeq, a predicted model, not a curated record
AUGGUCUCCUUCUCCUGCGAGGGCUGUGGAGACGUCCUCACAAAGAAGAAGCUCGAUGGCCAUCGCAACCAAUGCUAUGGCGCUACUUUUACCUGCCUCGAUUGCAUGGUCCACUUUCCUGGCACCUCCUACAAGUCCCACACGUCCUGCAUAACUGAAGACCAAAAGUACCAAGGAAAGCUCUACAAAGAGAAGAAAAAAGGUCCGCCCCAGAAGAGGGACAGCGCAUACCACGACAACUCGCAAGCCCUCACCCCGCACAACGCAUACGCCGAAGAUGCACCCGCCCAAGACAACGCCCUGGCUGUCGUCGAUGCCCCGCCGCGCGCGCCUACUCCUCCUCCAGCGGCGCAUUCCCUUGGUUACCACGAACAAGCGGCCAUUGAGGCUCCUAACGUCUUCGACUUCCUCGACCCCUCCUCGACGCCCAUUGCUCCGCGAACGGCAGCGCCCAUUAACGAAGCGCGCAUGCUCGAAGACAGACAGCCGCCUGCGUACGAGGACCAGUACAUGCCUACAAUUGACGACGUCAUGAAGUUUCAAGUGGCUGAUGAUGAUGAAACCUUUGCGCAAAAUGGCUUUUCGACCAAUCAGAUUCGCCCCUCACGAGAGCAACACGACUCAUACACUACGCCUGCUCCCAAGGCGAAGCACUCGAGAACCAAGUCGCGCGACACCGACGUUGAGACGACAAGCAAGAAGACGGAUCGCAAGCGCAAGCGCAACUCUCCCACCCAGCUUGACCUGUCGCUGGUUAGAGCUCAAGAUGAAAAGGAUACCAUGAUGGCUGAUGCGCCUGCAACGCUCCACUCUGGCCUGACUGGAGGGCUUAGCCGAUUGCUGGCUCGACCAGAAUUCCCGCCGUCGCCAGACGACUCGGGUGACUAUGCCAACUCGCCCUUGAGUCCCAUGAAACGUGCCAAGCAGGGUAAUUCAUCGGCGCUUAUGCGCGCACAGCGAGAGUACGAGGAAGAGCAGCAAAAGCAGCGCAAGUCUGACACAAAGGCACGCGAGCAGGCAGAGAAGAAAGAAGCGGAAAAGAAGGAAAAGAAAGACAAAAAGGACAAGAAGGACAAGGACCGUGGGCGCGAACGUGACCGUAAGGAGCGCAAGUCCAAUGGCACGUUGGUCAAGAUUCGAUCCAAGAAGAAGCGAGAAGACUCGACAAAGGAAGUGCGCCGCAUCCGUCGCAGGCAGUAUUCCUCGUCGGUUUCGCCAGCGCCCCGAGACCGCAAAGUCGUCAAAGCCAUUGAGUACAACCGGUCGGCCUCUGACUCUCCAGAGCCCAAUGGCGAAGGCCAGCUCAUUGUGCGCCCCAGCGGAGAUGUUGCGCCUUUCUCGCCAGACCUCAACUCCCGCGCUGGACUAUUCAUGUCCUUCAUCACCAAGGGCCCUGAUUCUGAGCGCGGCAUGAGCAUCAACAAAGCUCUGAAGCGAUACCACCGCGAGCGCCACGAGCACUUUGACCGUGUGCCGUCCAAGGCUGAAGAUGAGAAAGAGCUCUGGAAGGAUCUGCGCCUCAGGAAGAACGACCGGGGCGAGAUUGUUCUUUUCUUUGCCCCGGGCGAGGCUGCCUGA